Molecule: messenger RNA, 1200 nt
Organism: Brassica napus (rape)
Lineage: Eukaryota; Viridiplantae; Streptophyta; Magnoliopsida; Brassicales; Brassicaceae
Exons: 3
Coding region: 137-937 (266 amino acids)
Cellular component (GO): chloroplast envelope
Source: RefSeq, a predicted model, not a curated record
UUUGGUGUCACCGUUAAAGCAUAUACAUUGUAAGUCUAUACGACGCAGUUUUAAAGUCCUCGCUAGACAUUUCUUACAGUGACUCGAGUUUGAGUUGAGUUCACUUGUCGGAGAGAUCCGAGAAGACAUUACGAUAAUGUCCUUAUCGCUUCCUUGUCGAUACGCUUUCUUAUCUGGUUCGAAUCCUGUCCGCAUCAGCAGAAGCAACAACCUCUGCUUCGCUGUACGGACUUCUCACCGGAAUGCUAAACAGUUCCCUCAACCUAUCCUCCUCCUCCGCCACGUCACCACUCCACGUCACCAAUCAGAUUGUAGAGCUCACGCGUCUUCUACCGAAUCGUACGAAGACAGCUCCUCCUCUACUACUGAUGGUUUCGAUGUCAGCAGCUUUGUUUCUGUCGCAGAGGUGCUUUGUAUUGUAUCCUCCGCCGUGGUCUCGGUGGUUCUCGCGGUGAACUACUUGGUGGUCGGCGAAAUCGGGAGGAAGGUUCUGUCUUUGGGUUUUGUCGGGUUGUUGGGUUCUGUCGCGUCUGGUUCUUGGCUUAGACGGCGGCAAUGGAUGAGGAUUUGCAGAGGAACGAGUGACGGCGAAGGGACGAACCUGAUUCGAAGGUUGGAGAAGCUUGAAGAGGAGCUGAAAACGUCGACCACCGUUGUUAGAGUUUUGUCAAGGCAUCUGGAGAAACUGGGGAUCCGGUUUCGAGUCACCCGGAAAGCUCUCAAGCAGCCCAUUUCUGAGACUGCAGCUUUGGCUCAAAAGAACUCUGAGGCUACAAGAGUGUUAGCUGCACAACAAGAGAUUCUGGAGAAGGAGCUUGGCGAGAUUCAAAAGGUUCUGCUCGCUAUGCAGGAUCAACAGCGAAAGCAGCUGGAGCUUAUCCUAACAAUUGCAAAGAACGGGAAGAUGUUUGAGAGUAGCAAGCAAGCAAGUGACUGAUGAAGGGAAAGACAACAAAGCAGAGGAACCCUCAACAUCCAAACAAAUGUUCUUUCACUAAACUGGCGAAUGAAAAAUGUGAAAGGUUCUUGUGUUGACAAGUUGUUCCUGGGAGCUCGUAAAGCCAAGAGCGGGAGAACACUAGAUAUAUAUAAAUCACUGUGGUUGGUUUCAUUGAUGUAUUGUCAUCAGUGUUGGUGGGUUUGUGUAGUCCACUUGUAUCUGAUUCUUAUUUCCCUUCUAAUAAUAGAGUUUAUUUUUAA